This is a messenger RNA of Hyposmocoma kahamanoa, 6310 nucleotides long. RefSeq lists its product as uncharacterized. The transcript is spliced from 24 exons. The record is from RefSeq and is a predicted model, not a curated record. The coding region runs from base 827 to 5704 and encodes 1625 amino acids. Gene Ontology annotation, cellular component: membrane. NCBI's taxonomy places the organism in Eukaryota, Metazoa, Arthropoda, Insecta, Lepidoptera, Cosmopterigidae.
ACGGAGGCACCUCAGUUUGCUCGCGCUGCCCGCGCAGCUCACUCGUGUACUCAACUCCAUACUGCCACAAAUCGCUGCCGACUUUCCGAUACGAAUUUGGAACGUUUUCGACCGGUAAUGUCGGUUUAACUGCCGCCUUUAAACGGCGAACGCUACUAACGCCUAAAUUUCGCAUUGCCAUUCGAACGCUCGAUUGCUUAACUCAGUUACGUUUGAGUUUAAUAGAUAACUGUGAAGAAACAUGUGUUAGCCUUCAGUGCUAUGGAGUCAGCAGAAUUAGUGCUCUAUCAGUGCAGUGAAAUUGGAGCAUAUAUUUAGUGGAAAGUGCUAAUUUUGCUGUUUGAUUCUAGACGAUACGUUUCACUGAACGCAAGACAAAAAGUGGUUUUGUGAGCGAGUUCAUGUGACUACCGGAGUAUUGAUACGCAUUGCUUUCCCCCUGCCCAGAGCUUGAUUUAUGGCCCGUGAGACAGAUCACCACCCUCCGGGAGAAGGCACAGAAGAUCGCCAGAACCGAAAAUGUGACCACCGACCGUCCGAAUCAAACCAAAACUCGCUUCAAAUUCAUGAGUCUUGCCUCAAGAUUACAUGAUUCAUUACUCUAUUUAUUGAACUUAACUUUAAUCAACGAAUCUAGUCGCCAUAGCACUAUUUAAAACCCGAUGCAAUUUAUACUAUAAGAGCAUAAAGUCGAAAAGAAAAUAACACGUAGUAGUACAAAGAGAAAGGAAAUAAAUUGAUGAGACAGUACAAACGAUGAGUGGGAACGCUAUCGUCGAUUUAAUACUAAAUUGAUUUACUUAGAAGUUCCCUGAAAGCAGUCAAAAUGUCUACAAGUUUCGAGCACUCGGCGAUGAAAAGCAGCUUCUCGUUGUCGUCGCUGCGCAGUGCGCCAGCGCCUCCCGGCGGCCAUUACGAGCCUCUCGAGCGGCCAUACCAUAGCCUAACUAAAAAGAGGAAGGAGCCGUGUCGCGAGGCGUGGCGGCGCAGCUGGGGAUCGGCGGCGAGCGGCGGCAGCGCCGGCGACGACCUGUGGCCGCUGCUACAGCACCACUACGACUACAUCAUGGAUAACCAGAUAAUCGACACUUGUAAGGAGGCAAACGGCGAGUUGUUGUCGCACAACUCGUCCGCUUUGCAUUGCCCGCGUCUGCUCAACCCGACCAUCGGGUUCAAUCGCCAAUGGUCGCUCAAUCAGCUUAUUGCCGAGUUCACCGAACUCUGCCAGUGGCUGACACAUGUGCAAGAAGAGAUUUAUUCUAGUCCCGAAAAUCUGUCCAGUAGGAAAUUGAGAAUGAGUCGCAUGUCGGAGCUGGUGUCAGUGGAGCCCCGCCGCGCCAAAUUUAUCGAACAAGCCACCGCCAUAUUAGAACGCAUCCCAGAAGCCAGUGCUGAGGUGACUUGGCGUGUGGAGCAUUUGAACGUGAAGUGGGAGGGUCUCCGCCUUCUACUCAGCCCUGAGCAGAAGCACAAAGAUGGAGAAUCAGCUGACACUGUUGACACAACACAUGAACUUCGUUGUCUUCGUCGAUGGCUCCACGGCAUGGAGGGCCGGCUACCACCGCCGUCGUUGGCUGCUGCCAGGGCCGCGCCAUACCACGAACUGUUAAGAAAGCUGAGAGAGCACCAGGUAUUACAACGUGACGUGGAAAGCCACGGCCGGAUCGUGAGCUCGGUGGUGCGACUGUGCGGCGGCGGAGACGCUGCGCGUGCGCUUGAACGCCGCUGGCACUUGCUCUAUCUGCGGGCCAUUGAGUGGCAGUGUCAUCUCGAGGCCUGCCUCGCCAGGAUCGAUAACCAGGGUGGAGCUUCGGUGGAGGUCGUGAGCGACAGCGACGACGAGCCGGCGUUGAAGCAGCCGCGGCUUAGCAGGCGAGAGUCGCCGAGGAGACUACGCAACUCCGCCAACACGCGUCGCCGGGAUACCUCCGUUGACAGUCGACAGUCUGCCUCCGAGGAGGAGCAAGAAUAUGUGCUAACAUACACGUGGCGAGGCUUCGGAUCUGACUGCGAAUCGGAACUAGUACGAGUACCACGCGAGUGCAACAUGGCCGAUGAACAUCGUGUUCCAGGAGCUUGCGACGCCCUCUCCGCUCCCCCCACUGACCAGACCGUACCUACCACCGUAGACCAGCUUGAUGGCCCCAACGCGCACGACUCUCCUAAGCACGAAAACUCCAACGUUGAAGACAAAAUAAAAACUCCACCAUCGGUGACACAAAGGAAAAAACCGGUGGAUACUUCGAAGUUCAACCAAACGGACAGAAAAUCCAAAAAUUGUGCUACCUUUUACUUCAGACACCACGAUACUGACUCGGAUAGGCAAAUGAUCGAAACCGAUGAAAAGUCUCAAGAGGAAUCCUCGGAGGAAGAAUGGACAUACGUCGGCGGUCCCAAGAUUGCAAACGAAGACUCCACUGACAUAAUGACAUCGUCUGUUGAAAUUCAAUGUGAGUUGCCCAUUGACAGCAAGAAAGACAAACACGACAAGCCACCGUCUCCUAAACUGAAAUUAGAAUCGAGUACUCCAGAUCUUUUACGCGUUGAUCAGAAUACGAGAAGCAAGGAUAUAGAAAAGUUAGUGAUUCAGGCAGAAGAACUGGUACAAAAGCAAGCACAACAGCACAUGGCAAAGAAAAAGAGUUCCAGAAAUAUCAAGCCGCUAUUGUUCGAGGAAGAUGGAAAGACUGCGAGCCGUGCCAAGAUGUCGAGAAUCAAAGAGUGGUUAAAUCAGAGCAACGAUGAUAAAAACGACAGUAAUCAGGGCACUGAAAGUUAUGAUGCUUCGGGUGAAUAUACGACAGAAAGCGAAGUGGACACCUCCUUAACAUCUGAAGAACGAAACUUGCACUCGUCAAUGGACAUGAGUACCUCCACUUGUACCGUCACACCCACCCACCACGCUAAGGUGCAACUUCGCAAGAAACGAGCUGGCAACAGCGCGCGGCCGUGGUCCGUCUCCUGUCUGUCGCAGCUGAGUGGCGCAGGCACGUCUCUUGUGGCCACGCCCACGGCCAGUGACGUUGCCGCUAUGUCGCAUAACAUGUCCAUAUCGGAGUCCGCUUUGAACACCCUGGCCUCACCACAAAGGGUGACGCCAGCCAACUCUAAUUCCAAACUUAGAGGAAGUGCUACCACUGUGCAGGGGCACGUUUCAAGCACGAAUACGAUGACUGAAGCAUGCACAUCGUGCGUGGAAACGAACGACAAGCAGUGCUGGUUACGCCGGAAGCGCUUCAAGCUGCGUAGCCAUAAUACAUCGGUGGGGCGUCGCGAACGUUUGGUCAAGUCGUUCUCGUUCUGCGGCCGCCUCAGUCCCGAAAUUGAAGAUAAAAACGAGAGAAGUGCUGCCAGUGACCCUGCCACCAGUAGAAAAAAUAGGUUCGACACAACAUCUACGUCGGGCAAUGACAGUGACGAGGAGCUCAUGAAACAAUCGCUGGCUACGAUCGCAAAUCUCCGUAAAAGUAUCGAAAAAACCCACAUUUCUACCAGAGAACCAGACAGUGCCAUCCCCGAACAAAAUGAACAGGAGACUGUAGCACCGAGCUUCAAACUCGGGCCGGCGGGUGGACAAGUACGACCUCGGGUAGGGAGGAGCACGGAGAGGGAGAGAACAUUCCUCGCUCUUAGCUUAGGAGAUCCUAACCGACUAUGGGACUUAAGCAUAGAUAAGGAUUCCGACAUUGACAAGAGUGUAACCGCCGGUACAGAAGAGCACAGCUCAUUUUCGGAACAAGCGUGGGACCCUUAUCAGGAGAAAUACAACUCGGAGCCGUAUUCCGAAGCCCCGGAUUCGGAUGCAGCGCGCCGCCUGCUGGAGUUCGGCGACGACUACCGCACGUACCUCGACUCGCAGUCCGACUGCUGUUCGAGUUUGUCCGCUCAGCCUGAGAACGAGAAUAGCCCUAGCGGAACGCGACGCCGGCGACAGCCGUCCGAACUAUCGCGAGAGAGAAGUCUGCCCCGCCACAAACGCCCUACAAGGACGUCCCCCGUUGAAACGCCGUCUCGAAAGCCUAAAAAAUCAAUGUCUAGCGCUGAGCGCAAAAAAUCUCUGCUUGAUAGCCUAGAGAGAUCUAGAAACAAUACUAGUAUCGAGAGCAACGACGGCGUACGUCGGCGCAAAGCAUCCGAAAAUGAGCGAAAGAACAAGCGCUCGCCAGAAUUCGACUUACUGAACAUUCAAGCUUUGAGCCGGAGACGUCACAGCUCCAAUUUGACCAGUGACGAAGUGAAUAGUUCAUUAGAGUAUACAGAGGUGAACAAUAGACCUGACAUUCUAGAUUCAUUGAACAGACGUCGAAGAAACGCUGAGAAAGACGGGGAGUCUGAACUCCAAAAGAUCGCAUUGUCUGAAUUGCGUCGACGAUCGACAGAGAGUGCCGAUUCAGAAGGCGAGUCUUCAAGCCCCAAGAAGCACAGUCGACGGAAUUGGGGAGACUCGGACUCUGAGUCGGAGGAAGUAAGGUCACUCAUCAGGCGCUCGAGCUCACAAUUGGAAGCAGCGGAGGCCCUCAUGGCCCGGCAAGAUGCGUCCCCGGAUUUACUCCACGCUUUCGAUUACACGGAGAUAAUAACACGAUGCCGCGAAAACGUCAAUCUUCUGGACGCUGCGUUAGCUGGAGGCACUUUGUCGCCUGGCUUGCAACGGGACAUCAAAGUCGUGUCUGCAAGAUGGUCCGCGUUACGCGCGGCAGAGUCACGAUGCAGCAAGUACCGGCGACUGCGCCGCGAGAUGGGCACGCUGCGCGAUGCGCUGGAAGAAAUCUGCGAGCCCGGUGACUGCGCGUCUCAACCGCAUACACGUACACAGCUCAACAGGAGGAUCGAUGAGCUUAAGGAGCGUUUGUCUUACCUGUUGGAAUACAAAGUGGCGAUGUUGAAGGUGACACUGUCAGUGCGUCGUAUGCUCAGCGAUAUGGAGCCGUAUGAGCACGGAAUGGCAGCCGACUUAACGGCGUUGCUAGCUGCUUGGGACGAUGCUUAUCAACGCACGUCUAACGAGCUGCUCUCAUUGGAGAAGGCAGUAUGCGCUUGGAAUGAGUGGAAGAACGCUCUCCGGGAACUGCAAGGAGCCUUACGCGGGGACCUCGCCACACUGCAGUCGUUGAGGGAACGUGGCGCGUCCGUUGGAGACAAGUCCGAAGUCGCUGCUCAAAUUCGUCAGCUCGCUGCCUCGCUCAUUGACAAGAAGAAGGGGGGGUCAACAUGCGAUUCAAUGUCCGACUCGGGCAUAUCAGACGGAGACAGUGAGGGCGCUGGUGGGCGUGCGCGCCGCCUUAGCGCCCUGCGUGAACUGGCUCGCCGUCUGCAGGCAGCCUUAGCCCCGAACUCGCCAGCACACCGAGCUAUUGCUAAGCGCAUGGAGCAAACCGAGAACGAAGUCCGCAGUCUACAAGAAUCCUGUCGCGCUUUGGUGGCACAAAAUAUUCCAGAUUUCGUAAUCGAUGAAGACACGAGUACUAAUACUUUAAGUACUGUAGGGGGAAGCAAGACAGGCGCUGGCGACCCAGACUAUACUCCUCGCGGGGCUUGGGUAUGGCGUGUGCUACGUUCUUCGUUGCCAAUUCAGCUCUGUCUAGUAACCUUAUUGGUCGCCGCUUGGUUGAUCGAGCGUCCACGCUGCUGUGAUGCCCUCAACUCCAUCGCCCAGACACUGACACCGCAACUGCGUUACGUGAGGGGACCCCCACCUGUUUGAACGGUUGAACCGUUAUGUUGUAUCCUGUAUGAUUGAAUCUAGAUGUCAUGAAUGGCGUAUUGUAAGCCUGAUGACAUAAUGUUUCUACUUGAUUUGGGCCCAGCUUAUAGCUCUGUUAGAGUUAUAUGAUGCGUGGAUGGUAUAUGGCCAAAUCAAUCGCAUGCUUGUGUUCCUUUUAAAUAAUCAAUUAGAAAAACACUAACACUGAUUUGAGGGUAGUUGAAAGGUAUUGUCUAGAAAUAGUACUUCAAUAAAGAAAAUAAUGACCAAUUUGUUGAAGCAUUAGUGAGGUAUUGAAUCGUGACUAACCAGAUUCUAGGUAGGUAGGUUUUAUAGAAACAAGUAAUAACCAUGUCACAUAAUUUACGUUUAGUAAAAUGUAUCGGCGAAGAACGGUCACAGUAACAAAAUUGGGCAGAAUCGGACAGAAAACGCUACGGAUUGAUAGAUACGUUUCAAAAGUAUUUUCAGAACGUUAAGUUAGAAAAUUAAGCUGAAAUAACAAAAUAACGUAAUACUAGUUCAGAUCGAAUGAUUUUUUAAUAAAAGUAGAACAAUUAUCACUAAAUUAAACUUACAGUUGCUCAUAAAAAGUUCAAAUAAACA